This is a messenger RNA of Priapulus caudatus, 1219 nucleotides long. Its product is annotated as adenylylsulfate reductase subunit alpha-like. Lineage: Eukaryota; Metazoa; Priapulida; Priapulimorpha; Priapulimorphida; Priapulidae. Gene Ontology annotation, molecular function: flavin adenine dinucleotide binding; electron transfer activity; succinate dehydrogenase activity. The transcript has 2 exons. Gene Ontology annotation, cellular component: plasma membrane. The record is from RefSeq and is a predicted model, not a curated record. The annotation marks the transcript as partial. Gene Ontology annotation, biological process: anaerobic respiration.
AUGGCAGGUACAUUUGGAAAUCCAGAAGUCGUUGAAGAAGAAAUAGAUAUUCUCAUCAUCGGUGGUGGUAUGGGCGCAUGUGGUGCGGCCUACGAAUUAGGUCCUUGGAUGGAUCAGGCAAAAGCACAAGGCGUCGACAUUAAAGUUCGUCUUGUCGACAAAGCAGCAAUGGAUCGUUCAGGUGCUGUUGCACAGGGUCUUUCUGCGAUCAACACCUACAUCGGUGACGAAAACGAUCCAGCAGAUUAUGCACGCAUGGUGUCAAACGAUCUCAUGGGCAUUACCCGUGACGAUUUGGCUUACGACCUAGGUCGUCACGUCGAUGACUGUGUACACCUUUUCGAAGAAUGGGGUCGAUUCCUGGAAAACCCAGGGACGAUCGGCGACCCGGGGCGGCAAAUUAGAUUACUCAUUGAAGGUGGCAAGCCAGUCCGUUCAGGAAAAUGGCAGAUCAUGAUCAACGGUGAAUCCUACAAGUGGAUCGUCGCUGAAGCUGCUAAGAAAGCACUGGGUAUGGACAACAUCACCGAGCGUGUUUUCAUCGUUAAAUUGGUCAACGACAAAAAUCGUCCUAACCAAGUAGCGGGUGCGGUGGGUUUCUCCGUACGUGAAGACAAAGUCUUUGUUUACAAAUUCAAGUGCUGUUUAUUGGUCGCGGGUGGUUGUGUCAACAUCUUCCGUCCACGUUCAGUCGGUGAAGGUCAAGGCCGUGCAUGGUAUCCCGUAUGGAAUGCUGGCUCGACUUACUCAAUGGCCGCUGAAGCGGGCGCUGAGUUAACCCUCAUGGAAAAUCGUUUCGUACCCACACGUUUUAAAGACGGAUACGGCCCCGUAGGCGCAUGGUUCUUACUCUUCAAAGCCAAAGCAACCAAUGCCUUUGGUGAAGUGUACAUGGAUCGCAACGCAGACAUGCUCAACGACUAUCCUCCGUAUGGCCAAGCAGCCGUACCCGCUUCUUGUCUACGUAAUCACUUGAUGAUGAAAGAGAUGAAAGAAGGUCGUGGUCCAAUCUACAUGGACACCGUGACGGCACUGGCUAAUCUACGUGAAGAACUUUCGCCAAAGGAAGUAAAGCAUCUAGAAGCAGAAGCAUGGGAAGACUUCCUUGACAUGUGUAUCGGUCAAUGUGGUAUUUGGGUAGGAGAGAACAUCGAACCUGAGAAGAAAAACUCAGAAUUGAUGCCGACUGAACCGUACCUCUUAGGCUCACACUCAGGCU